Molecule: messenger RNA, 2095 nt
Organism: Saimiri boliviensis boliviensis (Bolivian squirrel monkey)
Lineage: Eukaryota; Metazoa; Chordata; Mammalia; Primates; Cebidae
Gene: SBK3
Product: SH3 domain binding kinase family member 3
Biological process (GO): protein phosphorylation
Molecular function (GO): ATP binding; protein serine/threonine kinase activity
Source: RefSeq, a predicted model, not a curated record
CAGAGACACUGGGGAGAGUGGGUGGGGAGGCCCAGAGGGGCCGGAGAGACGGGACCCAGACAGACAGAGAGUGGGGAGCAGGCGGGAAGCAGAGUGUGGGGACACCCCCAGAGUUGGUGACAGAAGAGUGGGACAGUGUGGGGACAGGGGAGAGGGGCCAGCGACCCACAGAGACAGGGCAGGGAGGAGUCCCACCCCAGAGACCCAAAGGCAAGACAGAGACAGGGAGUAGGGGGAGGGAGAAGGAGACAAAGACACGUGAAGAGAGACAAGAGAGAGAGGGAGCAGGAGAGAGGCAGAGAGACAGGUGCUGGUGUAGAAGGAAGGAGAGCCUGAGGCUGGCUGAAGAGAGGGCAGAGAGGGCGGGGCAGUAGGGCGAUCACCUGGGCAGGGCAGCGAGGAAUACUCCCAGAGCGUGGCAGGAGGGGGCACAGAGGCAGAGACACCUCCUGCUGGGCAGGCCCGGACAGUCGGGGGGGCUGAGGCUCACCUUCCAGCCCCUGGCUCUGCACAGCAAGAACCUGUGGGGCGCAGGGGGCUGGUUGCUCUCUGGGGAACCCUGACCCGGGGGUUCUGCCCAAGGGCCACUCCACCCCAGGCAGCCCUGACAUGGAGCCCAGGGCCUCCGAGACCCCUGAGGAUGGGGACCCAGAGGAGGACACAGCCACAGCCCUCCAGCGGCUGGUGGAGCUGACGGCCAGCAGGGUGACCCCGGUGAGGAGCCUCCGGGACCAGUACCACCUCAUCCGGAAGCUGGGCUCCGGCUCCUACGGCCGUGUUCUCCUCGCUCAGCCUCACCAGGGUGGCCCGGCUGUGGCUCUGAAGCUCCUGCGUCGGGACUCAGUCCUGAGAAACACCUUCCUGAGGGAGUUCUGUGUGGGCCGCUGCGUCUCCGCACACCCAGGCCUGCUGCAGACCCUGGCAGGACCCCUGCAGACCCCCCGCUAUUUUGCCUUCGCCCAGGAGUAUGCACCCUAUGGGGAUCUCAGCGGGAUGCUGCAGGAAAGGGGCCUCCCAGAGCUGCUGGUGAAGCGGGUGGUGGCCCAGCUGGCAGGAGCUCUGGACUUCCUCCACAGCCGGGGGCUGGUCCAUGCAGACGUCAAGCCGGACAAUGUGAUGGUCUUCGACCCGGUCUGCAGCCGUGUGGCCCUGGGAGACCUGGGUCUGACCCGGCCAGAGGGCAGCCCGACCCCUGCCCCACCAGCACCUCUGCCCACAGCACCACCUGAGCUCUGCCUCCUGCUACCACCUGACACCCUGCCUCUGCGGCCAGCUGUGGACUCCUGGGGCCUGGGGGUGCUUCUCUUCUGUGCUGCCACUGCCUGUUUCCCUUGGGACGUGGCACUAGCCCCUGACCCUGAGUUCGAGACCUUCGCUGGCUGGGUGACCACCAGGCCUCAGCCACCUCAGCCACCACCACCCUGGGACCAGUUUGCGCCCCCAGCCCUGGCCUUGCUCCAGGGGCUUCUGGACCUGAAUCCCGAGACGAGGAGCUCCCCACUGGCUGUCCUGGACUUCUUGGGGGACAACUGGGGGUUGCAGGGGAACAGAGAAGGUCCUGGGGUUUGGGGGAGCGUGUCCUAUAAGGAUGGAGAGGAGGGAGGCUCAAGCCUGGAGGAGUGGACAGAUGAGGAUGAUAAUGAUAAAAGUGGCGGGAGAACGGGGACAGAUGGGGGAGCUCCCUGACCAGGUGACAGGGACAGGUGGCCAGAGCCUGGGCCAAAGGCCCUUCCCCCAGCCCCUGGGGCCACCUGGAUGGAGAGACAGCUGCAGCUGGAAGGACAGAGAGGAACACGCUGCACUCUCCCUGUGGGACGCCGGGCUUGGCUGCACCACUCCUCUGCCAACGGGGACCCAGGAGUCCAGCUCCUGCUCCUCCUCUCUCAGACCCGGGGUCCAGGCUGCCAGCCCUCCCCCUCGAGAACACCUCCUUUUCCUUCUGUCCUGAGUGUGUCUUCUUGAAGGAAGAAGGCGCUUGUCCCCCUACCACCACCCUCCCCUGCCUGUGUGUUUCUGUACUCACAGGACACGCUGAAUGGGCAUCGUGGGGUUCUUUUCUUUUCUUUUUUCUGUCUUUACUUCUUCUUUCUGAGGA